CAGUGGGCCAGGACUCCCAGCCCAGUACCUGUAAGGAAAAUUAUACAGCCUUCAAAACCGGUAAUGACAAAGGUGAGCCGCCGUAUAGCAGGUCGUCAACAUAGGUCGGGUGUGGUGGUUAUACACCCAGAUCUUAACCCUGGCUCUACUACUUAAUUAGCUGUGUGCCCUGAGGCAAAUGACCCUACCUCCUGGGCCCUCAGUUUGCUGACGUGUAAAAUGGGGAUAAGGACUCAGUAGCUGGUCAAUAUGCAGGGGAACAUCCUCCUGCCCCCACCCAGUCAACACCCCGCCCCCCCUCUCUCCUCCUGGCAGGUCUCAGCUGCGCUUCUCCUUGGAGGCUGGCUCCUGGUGGCCUUCCAUGCAAUUCUCCUCCUGUCCUGGGUCCUGGCCCCCAAAGAGCUGUGCCCAAGGAGGGGCAGUGGCAAAAUGCGGGGGGUGCAGGCAGCUGCAGCCACCACCACCGUUGUGGGCCUGCUGGCUUUCCCUAUCGGCCUGGCCUCCCCAUUUGCCAAGGAGGCCUGUGGAGCCUCCUCUGUGUACCACAGUGGACAGUGCCAGCUGGGCUGGGGCUAUGUGACCGCCAUCCUCAACGCAGUCCUGGCCAGCAUCCUGGCCGUCAUCAGGUGGCCCCGCACGACCAAGGUACAGGGGAGGACCAUCCGCUUCUCCAGCGACACUGAGAAAAUCAUCCUUAUGCCAGAAGUGAGGAAAUAAAACUUUCUCAGGAGUGAAAAGAACCCAUUUUACAGCUAUAUGAAAUCACCACGUACCUAGGUUCAA
Messenger RNA from Myotis davidii, 783 nucleotides. RefSeq names its product transmembrane protein 211 (gene LHFPL7). Gene Ontology annotation, cellular component: membrane. Bases 250 to 717 code for a protein of 155 amino acids. The transcript is spliced from 2 exons. The record is from RefSeq and is a predicted model, not a curated record. Lineage: Eukaryota; Metazoa; Chordata; Mammalia; Chiroptera; Vespertilionidae.